Messenger RNA from Centruroides sculpturatus (bark scorpion), 750 nucleotides. RefSeq names its product astacin-like metalloprotease toxin 5. The record is from RefSeq and is a predicted model, not a curated record. Lineage: Eukaryota; Metazoa; Arthropoda; Arachnida; Scorpiones; Buthidae. Gene Ontology annotation, biological process: proteolysis. Bases 1 to 750 code for a protein of 249 amino acids. The transcript is spliced from 6 exons. Gene Ontology annotation, molecular function: zinc ion binding; metalloendopeptidase activity.
AUGAUUUGUUUAGCGAUCUUCCUCUUGGCUUUUUCUAACAUUCCAAAUCAGGAACAUUAUGAAGUAAAUUCAGAAGACGCAGAUCUACUUAUGCAAAAUCCCGAUCUUUUUGGUGGCGAUAUCAUUGGUGAUUUCGAUCAUACGAGGGGUGCAGUUAUAAAUAAUUAUGAAUUGUGGCCAGGAGGAUUCAUACCAUACGAAAUUGAAAGAGGAUUGUGUAAAAAUUCACUUAAACGAUUAUUAAAAGUAGCCAUGAUGAAUUUCGAACUGUAUACUUGUGUUCGAUUUGUAGAAAGAACCAACGAAGAAAAUUACGUAAAAAUUUUCAAAGAUCCUGGCUGUUAUUCGACAGUGGGUCGAAAUAAAGGAAAACAAAUGUUAUCACUGGCAAAAGGUUGCUGGAAUCUUGGAACCAUAGUUCAUGAGUUGAAUCAUGCUGUUGGCUUCUACCACGAGCAGAAUCGACCUGACAGAGAUGAAUACAUAAAAGUAUUUUGGGAGAAUAUAGAACCAGAUAUGGAAUCUCAGUUCGUUAAGUUUACGCCAAAUGAAAUGAAAAUAUUUAAUGGAUUUGAUUAUAAUUCUGUUAUGCUCUAUGGAGAAAGAUUUUUUUCAAAGGACGGGCGCAGCAAAACUAUGGUAGCAUCAAGACAGGGCAUGAGACUCAUUGACGUCAGCAGGAAACCAGGGUUGAGCAAAAGUGAUAUAUAUCGUAUAAAUACUUUAUAUAACUGUAGUAAUUAUAAGUAA